Kwoniella botswanensis is the source of this 3666-nucleotide messenger RNA. RefSeq names its product pyruvate carboxylase. Gene Ontology annotation, molecular function: ATP binding; metal ion binding; pyruvate carboxylase activity. Gene Ontology annotation, cellular component: cytoplasm. Bases 1 to 3666 code for a protein of 1221 amino acids. Gene Ontology annotation, biological process: pyruvate metabolic process; gluconeogenesis. Lineage: Eukaryota; Fungi; Basidiomycota; Tremellomycetes; Tremellales; Cryptococcaceae. The transcript is spliced from 11 exons. The record is from RefSeq and is a predicted model, not a curated record.
AUGACCAUUCAUCUCUAUCCUGAAAACGACAUCGACAAAAUCCCUACGUACAACCACAAUCAUGGUCGCUCGACUCACCAACAGAUCGAGGCUUGGGUCAGUCACCUGGGCUACGAUACCUCUCGACCAGGUACACCUUCUGCUCCUUCUGUCAAUCCUCAUACUAUCCAUGGAUUACGAAAGAAACAGGCCGGACAUUCUGGUCCCCUUAAGAAAGUCUUAGUUGCCAAUCGUGGUGAAAUCGCUAUUCGAGUGUUCAGGACAGCCCACGAAUUGGCAAUGUCCACAGUGGCCAUCUACUCCCAUGAAGACCGAAUGGGUGCUCACAGAUACAAAUCCGAUGAGUCGUACUUGGUUGGUAAAGGAUUGGCUCCAGUCGCUGCCUACUUGUCUCAAGAUGAUAUCGUUAGGAUCGCUUUGGAACAUGAAGUUGAUAUGAUUCAUCCUGGUUACGGUUUCCUCUCUGAGAACGCAGGAUUCGCCAAGAAAGUCGAAGACGCAGGAAUAGCCUUUAUUGGUCCUCGACCAGAGACCAUCGAUGCUUUGGGAGACAAGACCAAAGCUAGAACAUUAGCAAUCAAGACUGGUGUACCUGUCGUUCCUGGUACUCCAGGUCCAGUAGAAUCUUACGACAAAGCAUCUGCAUUCAUUGAGAAGUACGGUUUCCCAGUGAUCAUCAAGGCUGCUAUGGGUGGUGGUGGACGUGGUAUGAGAGUGGUCAGAGAUCAAGAAUCUUUCAAGGAAAGUUUCGAAAGAGCUGUUAGUGAAGCGAAAUCUGCUUUUGGUGAUGGUACUGUUUUCAUUGAACGAUUCCUCGACCGACCAAGACACAUUGAAGUCCAGUUGCUCGCUGAUGGCGAAGGAAACUGUGUACACCUCUUCGAACGAGACUGUUCAGUACAAAGACGACACCAAAAGGUCGUCGAAGUCGCUCCUGCUCCUCACCUCGAUGAAUCAGUCCGACAAGCUAUCCUCAGCGAUGCCCUCAAGCUUGCCCGAGGUGUCAAUUACCGAAAUGCGGGUACUGCCGAAUUCUUGGUCGAUCAACAGAACCGACACUACUUCAUUGAGAUCAACCCCCGUAUCCAAGUCGAACACACUAUCACCGAAGAAAUCACCGGUAUCGAUAUCGUCGCUGCUCAAAUUCAAAUCGCUGCUGGUGUCACUCUCGAACAACUUGGUUUGACCCAAGAACACAUCCACCGAAGAGGUUUCGCUAUUCAAUGUCGAAUCACCACUGAAGACCCCGCUGCCGGAUUCCAACCUGAUACUGGUAAGAUCGAAGUGUACCGAUCUGCUGGUGGUAAUGGUGUUCGAUUGGACGCUUCUUCUGGUUACGCCGGUGCGCAAAUCACCCCUCACUACGACUCGUUGCUUGUCAAAUGUUCAGUCAGUGGUGCUACUUUCGAAGUGGCUAGAAGAAAGAUGUUGAGAGCUUUGAUCGAAUUCAGAAUCAGAGGUGUUAAGACCAACAUUCCAUUCCUUAUUCGAUUACUUACCCACCAAGUCUUCGAAUCCGGUAAGACCUGGACCACCUUCAUUGACGACACCCCAGAUCUCUUCAAACUUGUCCACUCUCAAAACAGAGCUCAGAAACUCCUUGCCUACCUUGGAGACUUGGCCGUCAACGGUUCAUCUAUCAAAGGUCAAAUGGGUGAACCUGGUCUCAACACAGAAGCCAUUAUUCCUCAAAUCAGGGAUAACGCCGAUUCUUCCAAGAUCGUCGAUACUUCCGUUCCUUGUCAGAACGGUUGGAGAAACAUCAUCGUCAACGAGGGUCCUGAAGCUUUCGCCAAAGCCAUCAGAAACUACAAAGGUACCCUUAUCAUGGAUACCACCUGGAGGGAUGCCCACCAAUCUCUUUUGGCUACUCGAAUGCGAACAGUCGACAUGGCCAACAUCGCCAAAGAGACUUCCCACGCUCUACAAAACGCAUAUUCUCUGGAAUGUUGGGGUGGAGCCACUUUCGACGUCUCUAUGCGAUUCUUAUAUGAAGAUCCAUGGGACCGAUUGAGAACUCUUCGAAAACUAGUACCUAACAUUCCACUUCAAGCUUUGGUCCGAGGUGCCAACGCAGUAGGAUACACUUCAUACCCCGAUAAUGCGAUUUACGAUUUCUCCAAGAAAGCCGUCGAAGCUGGACUGGAUAUUUUCAGAAUUUUCGAUUCGCUCAAUUACCUUGACAACUUGAAGAUUGGUAUUGAUGCUGCCAAGAAGGCAGGUGGUGUGGUAGAAGCUACCAUCUGUUACUCUGGUGAUGUCGCCAAUCCCAAGAAGACCAAGUACACCUUACAAUAUUACCUCGAUUUGACCGACGCGUUGGUGAAAGAAGGUAUUCACGUAUUGGGUAUCAAAGAUAUGGCUGGUUUACUUAAACCAGAAGCCGCGAGACUAUUGAUCGGUUCAAUCCGAAAGGCCCACCCUGAUUUACCUAUUCACGUACACUCGCAUGAUACUGCUGGUAUCGCCGCCGCAAGUAUGAUUGCUUGUGCGCAUGCUGGUGCGGAUGUGGUUGAUGUUGCUAUUGAUGAUCUUUCGGGUCUCACUUCUCAACCAGCUAUGGGAGCUGUCUGCUCAGCUCUGGAACAAACCGGUCUCGGAACUGGUAUCUCCCACGAGAACAUCCAGGCCUUGAACCAGUACUGGUCUCAAAUCAGAAAACUCUACCAAUGUUUCGAGGCUAAUGUCAGAGCUUCUGAUUCCGGUGUCUUCGACCAUGAAAUGCCUGGAGGUCAAUACACCAACCUUCAGUUCCAAGCUUCUCAACUUGGUCUCGGUACUCAAUGGUUAGAUAUCAAAAAGAAGUACAUCGAAGCCAACCAACUUUGUGGUGAUAUUGUCAAAGUCACCCCUUCCUCUAAGGUCGUCGGUGACUUCGCCCAAUUCAUGGUAUCCAACAACCUCUCCAAGGAAGAUGUAUUGGACAAAGCUGCCACUUUGGAUUUCCCAUCGAGUGUAGUAGAGUUUUUCCAAGGAUACUUGGGUCAACCAUACGGGGGAUUCCCCGAACCACUCCGAUCGAACAUUAUCAGAGACAAGGAGAGGAUCGAUCAAAGACCUGGUUUAUCGAUGAAACCUCUAGACUUCCAAACCAUCAAGAAAGAAUUAAGGGAUAAAUUCGGUUUGCACAUCACCGAUUUCGAUGUGGCGAGUUAUUACAUGUACCCUAAGGUCUUUGAGGAGUUCCAAGGUUUCGUGGAGAAGUAUGGUGAUUUGAGUGUCGUUCCUACUCGAUACUUCCUCGGUAAACCCGUCAUCGGCGAGGAAAUGUCCAUCUCUAUCGAACAAGGUAAAACCCUUACUAUCAAAUUACUCGCAGUUGGUACAUUGAAUGAACAAAAGGGAACGAGAGAAUGUUUCUUCGAACUUAACGGUGAGACCCGUGCAGUGGUCAUUGAAGAUACCAAUGCUGCUAUCGAGCAUGUCUCGAGGGAAAAGGCAUCUUCCGAUCCUGGAUCUAUCGGUUCACCAAUGUCCGGUGUGGUAAUUGACGUUAGAGUGAAGGAAGGUCAGGAAGUCAAGGCUGGUGACCCCUUGUGUGUCUUGAGUGCUAUGAAGAUGGAAUCAGUCGUCUCUUCACCUGUCUCAGGUAAAGUAAAGAGAGUAUUGGUGAAGGAGAACGAUUCGAUCGCUCAAGGUGAUUUGACCGUUGAGAUCACCCAUUAA